This is a messenger RNA of Lemur catta (Ring-tailed lemur), 1835 nucleotides long. It is a transcript of the gene GXYLT1, whose product is annotated as glucoside xylosyltransferase 1. Gene Ontology annotation, molecular function: UDP-xylosyltransferase activity. Gene Ontology annotation, biological process: protein O-linked glycosylation via N-acetylgalactosamine. The record is from RefSeq and is a predicted model, not a curated record. NCBI's taxonomy places the organism in Eukaryota, Metazoa, Chordata, Mammalia, Primates, Lemuridae. The transcript has 7 exons. Bases 35 to 1096 code for a protein of 353 amino acids.
AGAUUUCUCUCUGUGUUACUGGAAUCCCUAUUGGAUGCUGCCCUCUGAUGUUUGUGGAAUGAACUGCUUUUGGGAAGCGGCUUUUAGGUAUAGUCUGAAAGUACAGCCUGUUGAGAAAAUGCACCUAGCUGUAGUUGCCUGCGGUGAAAGACUGGAAGAAACUAUGACCAUGUUGAAGUCAGCUAUCAUUUUCAGCAUCAAACCUCUUCAGUUCCAUAUUUUUGCCGAAGAUCAGCUACAUGAUAGCUUUAAAGCCAGACUUGAAAGCUGGUCAUUUCUACAAACAUUUAAUUAUACAUUAUACCCCAUAACCUUUCCAAGUGAGAAUGCCGCGGAAUGGAAAAAACUCUUUAAACCAUGUGCUUCUCAGAGAUUGUUCUUGCCAUUAAUCCUGAAAGAAGUUGACUCACUACUGUAUGUCGACACUGAUAUCCUUUUUUUACGACCCGUUGAUGAUAUUUGGGCUUUACUAAAGAAAUUUAAUUCGACACAAAUUGCUGCAAUGGCACCAGAACAUGAGGAGCCUCGAAUAGGAUGGUAUAAUCGCUUUGCCAGACAUCCAUACUAUGGAAAAACUGGAGUAAACUCUGGAGUUAUGUUGAUGAACAUGACUCGAAUGAGAAGGAAGUAUUUCAAGAAUGAUAUGACAACUGUACGACUACGAUGGGGAGAUAUACUUAUGCCAUUGCUUAAAAAAUACAAACUAAACAUCACAUGGGGUGAUCAAGAUCUAUUGAAUAUCAUAUUUUUUCAUAAUCCAGAAAGCCUUUUUGUUUUUCCGUGUCAAUGGAAUUAUCGACCAGAUCAUUGUAUAUAUGGAAGCAAUUGCCAAGAAGCAGAAGAAGAAGGAAUCUUUAUUCUUCAUGGGAACAGAGGUGUUUAUCAUGAUGAUAAGCAACCAGCAUUUAGAGCUGUUUAUGAAGCACUGAGAAAUUGUUCUUUUGAAGAUGAGGACAUCCGUUCCUUAUUUAAAUCUUUAGAACUGGAACUACAAAAGACAGUGCAUACAUACUGUGGAAAAAUUUACAAAAUAUUUAUCAAACAACUAACAAAAAGCAUAGGAGAUCGUUAUGACAGACCACCAAAGGAAAGGUGAUUCUUGGUGACUGCUGAAUCAAGUGGAUGAAAACAACAAAGUAUCAGAGGGCGAAUGUGAAGGAAUUGUCUUGGAUGAAGUAUUCAGAAAGGAAUUAUUCAUCUCCAGAAUAAUUUUUUUCCUAAAGAAGUUAAAUGAGCAGUAUAUUCAUGUAAUGAAGAAUAAGUUAAAAUCUUGGGCUCCCGCAAGAAACAUUUUUGAUCUCUGAUGUUUUAUAAUGUUACUUGCUAUCAUUCCAGUAUUGAUUAAAAUAUUGAAUGGUUUUGGCCUGCAGACUUCUGUUGACUCUUAACUCUCAAGUGAGUAAGAGCAGUGGGGUCUGUAUGGAUGGAGAAAACGUACCUCAUACACAGUGGGAACACUCAGACUGUGAGUAUAGCAAUAAUUUUAUGUCAGCACUAACCUCACUUUAAAUGUGUGAGAAAAAAGAUGUUUACAGGAGCAGAAAAGGUUCUGUUUCUAAAGAAAUGUGAUGUAACCAUUGACAAUCUAUGUGUGCCUUUAUACAUUUCAUCUCUGUUUGAAAAUAUUUUUGUGACAAUCAUGUUUAAAAUUAUUUUUAGAUUAUAAGUAAGCUGCAUGUUAAAAAUUGAGCUAUAUAAGAAAGGGGAAAAAUAGUGGAAACUUUGGGGUUUCAAUGUGUGUGUGGGUGUGUGUGUGUGUGUGUGUCUAUGGGGGUGUAUGAGAGAGAGAGAAUGCAGUGUUUUCAUUUUGUAUGCAUUAAACUGUCUUGCCAAAA